CCAGAAAAUGACGACGUAUCAUAUAUCGCAUUCCUUCAAACCAAUUCUCUGGAUGAAGAUGAGACGUCAUUGACGAUAUAUGAUAUGCUUUCACGGCCUACGACUACGGAUGUGAAAAAGUCUGUCCGUGCACGAAUGAUACAUAGUCUCAAGGUCUAUAAAGAUGAAAAAGGGUUUGACAAGAAAGAAGUUGCCGUAGACUAGGGGUCGGAUAAAUCAGAUUCCACAAUUUUCUCGGUUCCUCUUGCCGAGGCAUUGGAACAUGAUGCAUUGGCAACACUCAACCAAUCUACAACGUGGAUGAUUGAUGGACACGACAUAUUAUCAUUGUUCUUAUCCUUUAGAACAAAGUGUGAUAAUCCACACUCUGUCGCACUAGACUUUGUUGCAGACCUCACAGGUCCUGAUUCUGAUUUCGAGAUGUUCCUUUCUCAGAGGAACUAUUGUUCACCCGUCCUUGCCUUGCAACGAGGUGUAAUCGGCGGCAUCAUCUUAGAAUGGGCGAAUUUGCCGAGUCGAUUUCAGCAGCUUUGCCCUGACAAUGCAAAUUUCGACGACGUCAACAGCAUUCGUCGCGGAGUACUAUUGGAGGAUGACAUUGCAGAUUACGUUUCCAAGUUAUGAUCAUUUCAGGUUCUCCAAUCAGAUACCAACAGAGCUUUGCGAACGUCAGGGGUUUUCUCAGUGCACUUGGGUAUUCAUUAGUUCGGCUUUGCAUCUUGUAGACGUUCAAACAAGGAUAUUCGAGGUUUAUUUGGAUGGAGUGGAUGUCCGAAAAAACUUCAGGCGUGAUUUGAUGGCUGAGGCGAAGGAAACUUCAGAGAUGGCAGACGGUGUUGGGCUUCAUAAUGGACAACAAAUCUAUAUCGCAGAGGCUGGAUUACUCUAUCACCCUAAACCGGAUAAGCAUCUUUUUGACCUCUACAAACUCAAGAGGUGUAUGCGGGACGCUUGGAUUUCCCAGAUAAAGAUACUCAGUCUUGAGUGUCAACCACCGAAAGGAUUUUCCGUCUUCGGUUCACUUUCCUGUGGAAAUGAAACAACUUUCUACAAGAUGGACUUCGUUGGUGUUUUCAGAUUUUAUGCCAUCAACAGUAUGGUGAUACCUCUUACCAAAAAUGAUUUCGGCAAAAAGAUGCGUCGUUGCAUGGAGGCUUGUCUUGAAUUUGCUUUUCUAGUGAAAGAAGAGACACUCCGAAGGAUGUCUGCCAAGCCUUUACCUUUUGGAGAUCGACAACUUCUUCAAGCAGCCUGUGCAAAGAUCCCUGUCACCUCGGAUGUUGCUCCAAAGAAAUUGAAGAGGACAAGAUCUCAAAGAGUCGACUGGUAUGUUCCCCUUAAUUUAUCUCUCAUUUGAGUCCUCAUUUGAGUGGAUGGCGGAAUGUAAUAGCAACAAAACGAAGGAAGGAACAAGUGCAGGAACAAGAGGACACGAGGUAGGAACACAAGAG
This is a messenger RNA of Gamsiella multidivaricata, 1451 nucleotides long. RefSeq lists its product as uncharacterized. NCBI's taxonomy places the organism in Eukaryota, Fungi, Mortierellomycota, Mortierellomycetes, Mortierellales, Mortierellaceae. Bases 542 to 1357 code for a protein of 271 amino acids. The record is from RefSeq and is a predicted model, not a curated record. The transcript has 4 exons.